AUGAAAGUUAACACAAAACCAUGCCAUCUGAAUCUGGUGGUUGUGUAUGCCCCAACAGCAGGUUCAACAGAAGUAGAGAUCCAGGACUUCUACAGAUUGUUGGAAGACAAUCUGAGGAGCCUGCCCAGAAGGGAGGUCACACUUUUGAUGGGAGAUCUUAAUGCAAAAGUUGGAUCGACAAGACAUGAGGAUCAUCUAAGAGAAGUCGUUGGGAAAUAUGGUCUCGGAGAGAGAAACAAUAGAGGUGAGAUGUGGUUGCAAUUCUGCGCGGAAAACUCUCUAACCAUCAUGAAUACAUGUUUCCAGAACCACCCACGACGGCUAUAUACUUGGGUUAUGCCAGGUGAUCGUGCCAGAAACCAAAUUGAUUAUAUUGCUAUUGCAAAACGAUGGAGGUCCAGUAUAAUUAAUACAAAGACGUACCCCGGAGCUGACUGCGGAAGCGAUCACAAAUUAUUGGUAGCAGUCACGAGUGUAAAGCUCAAGAAAUGCUUGAGAUCCUCAGUCAUACAUCAUGGUCGACCUUCUCCAGAAACACUUAGUACCUUCAAAGAAGUCUUUAGCAAAAAAGUCACAUACGUAAAGUUAAAUAACAGCAUCGAUAUAGAUACAAAGUGGACUACAAUAAAGAACAUUAUUCUCGAUACACGAAAAGAAACCCAACAGCAAAACUAUUGUAGUCCAAGAAAGGCGUGGAUAUCUGAAGAAACGUGGAAGGUGAUUAAUGAAAGAAAGAACCUAUAUAACACCAUGUCAGCGAAAGUUAAACGCUUAUGCCGUAGAGACUAUAAUCAAUAUCUGAACUUGAUAUGUGAAGAUGUUGAGGACCAUGCUAAGACGAUGCACACCAAAGAUCUGUUUCUACGAUUGAAAGCAUCACAAGAGAGCUUAUACCCAAAAGCUGGGCGAUCCAAGAUGGCAAGGGUACAUUACUGA
Messenger RNA from Parnassius mnemosyne (clouded apollo), 936 nucleotides. Lineage: Eukaryota; Metazoa; Arthropoda; Insecta; Lepidoptera; Papilionidae. The record is from the annotation of a GenBank genome assembly.